UAAUGGAGAAUAUUUUUAGACUAUUAUAUUAUUAGAUUCGUAGAUCUAAACAGAGGUUAGAAUAAACAUUGGAUAUUUGAACUCGUAGAAUACAUUGAAACAUGAAUUAUUGAAAUAUAUUAUUUAAAAGAACUAGUUAGAUAGGUGCAUAUGAGUUAUUGAAUUAUAAGAUAACCUUUGUCGUCGACGAUACUUGCUCGGAAAACAAACGUUUUUGAUACGAGAAAAAUGAAUCUCUUCUGUAUAAUUAGAAACAGAGAUAAUGACAUUUAAGUAAGAAAAAAUCGUAUCCUGGAGAAGAAUUAGAAAUCAAUCAUCGUAAAAGUACUUGCUUCGUUAUAGCUUUUCGUGUACGUAUUUCUUUAUUCAUAUAAAAUACGCAAGUGUCGACUGACAUUAUACAAGUAAUUGGAUUAUUUUAUUACGGCCCUGAUGCUAUCGAAACACACAUAUGCGUUAAGAUAUACUUCUACAUAUAUACAUAUGCGUUUUAUACACACAUCGCUUUGAGUCAUACACGAAGAUAUACUUGUGUACGCGUUCUUUGCUUUACCGUCAAGUGUACCAUAUAUCAGAAUUAUGUCUCACCCUCGACAUGGAGUGGAGGACAGUAGCGCUGACAGUGUUGAUAGUGAGUUUAUGUUUUUUGGUAAUACCGAUCAGAGUAGAUCCUGAUCCGAGUAGCGAGGACAUUAAACUUUUUAAGAAUUAUGUCACGCGAUACAAUAAAACUUAUCGGAACGAUCCAACGGAAUACGAGGAAAGAUUUCAACGAUUUCAGAGAUCGCUGCGGCACAUAGAAACAAUGAAUAGCCUUCGAUCUUCACCGGAGAGCGCGUUUUACGGCCUCACAGAAUUUUCUGACAUGACAGAAGAUGAAUUUCGGUCACAAGCUCUUUCACCUGAUCUAGCGGCGAGAGGAGAGAAACACGCGACUGCACCCUACCAUCGAUUGCAUCGUUUGAAACAUUCGAAUCGAGUAAGAAGAGCGACUGUUGUACCCUUAAGAUUCGACUGGAGAGACAAAGGAGUAAUUACUCCUGUACGAAGUCAAGGUGCAUGCGGUGCAUGUUGGGCCUUCAGCACCGUCGAAGUCGCUGAAUCAAUGUUUGCCAUCCAAAACGGCACUCUGUAUCCGCUAAGCGUGCAAGAAAUGAUCGAUUGCGCUAAAAACAGUAAUUUCGGAUGCGAGGGUGGAGACAUAUGCAGUCUUCUUUCAUGGUUGCUGUUGUCGAAGGUCCAAAUAUUUCAGGAGCACGCUUACCCUUUGACACGAAAGACAGACACGUGUAAACUUGAAAAAACAGCGGGUAAAAUAUCUGGCGUUAGGAUAAAGGAUUUCACGUGCGAUAGUUUCGUUGAUGCAGAGGAUGAGCUGGUAUCAACACUGGCUACUCAUGGACCGGUGGCGGCUGCGGUGAACGCUUUGUCUUGGCAAAAUUAUUUAGGUGGAGUAAUACAAUUCCAUUGCGAUGGGUCCUUUGAUAGUCUGAAUCAUGCCGUGCAGAUAGUAGGAUAUGACAAAUCCGCGAAAAUACCUCAUUAUAUUAUCAAAAAUUCAUGGGGAUCAAACUUCGGAGACAACGGCUUUAUGUACAUAGCCAUAGGCAACAAUUUAUGCGACGGCUAAUCGAUUUCACCGAGUCUACGUCUAAGAUAACCGCAUCCGCAUUUCUAUGGUUGCCAAGCUCGUGCUUUUACUUCAAGAGGCGAUCUUCGAACACGUGUAACGUUACGACAAAUUACCAUUACGACGUGUAACAUAUUAAAUCAAAAAAACAAAGUCCGAAGAAAGAAGAAGAUAAACGUCAUCGUUUUACGUGAACUACAGUCGUUGAAAAGAUGACAAGAAGCAAUCCUCGAAUGCUCAAAUAGAUAAUUUGAAGUCUUAACUUCACCCUCGGAUGAGGAUUUUUAAAGGAACGAGACGGGAAAACGCGACGACCACACCUGCAUUCUGUGGUAUCGAAAGAGCGUCAACGAGUUGGUUACCUAAUGCAUCUAUGCGUGUCAGUGUGGGGUGUCGCAUAUCAUCUAGUGGUAUUACUUUACUUAGAUCCCACUGUUAUUUCUACGGUUCUCACAAUCUUAUUCCGACAUGAAAGAAGAGGAAAGUAACGGUAAUGAAAAAGUGUCACAUUGCUAAUAACCUUGAUCCGUUUACCAAUUCUCCGUGAAGAAUCAAUGAAGCCGAAUUCCGACGAUCUUGAGAAAUCACGCGAAGCUACCGAAUGAAAAUUUCUAAUGGCCGCUUGCUUUCGUUAAGUGAAAUAGUCUUGAAGGGUGACUUCAGAAUACAAUCUGAUUAGCUGGAGCAUCACUCCUGUCAUAAAUCGCGCUGGCCUAAUUGGCUUGCGAUUAAGGGUCGUUCACAUUCCUUCCAUCACUGUCAUUGUCAACGCAUGGCCGCUGGCCUUCUUUCACGUUUACAAGAUUAGCUCUGUGACACGUUGAACGAAAUUUAUUUAUCAUUAUUUUCCUUUUCUCGAGAUGUUUGAUAAGUCCAAUUGCGAGGGGACUAAUGAUACGAUCGUUUCACCGAGGAUCCUUUUAUAUA
Megachile rotundata (alfalfa leafcutting bee) is the source of this 2557-nucleotide messenger RNA. Its product is annotated as cathepsin O. Lineage: Eukaryota; Metazoa; Arthropoda; Insecta; Hymenoptera; Megachilidae. The record is from RefSeq and is a predicted model, not a curated record. Gene Ontology annotation, biological process: proteolysis. Gene Ontology annotation, molecular function: cysteine-type peptidase activity.